AUGCUUCUUGUCAUCAUCGGCGGCGGCCUUGCCGGCCUUGCUGCCCUACCCCAUGGAAAGGCCUGCUCUUCUGCAAACUGCGCCCGCCAAGAGCCCGCUGGUAACAUCUCAAGCGAUACUUACUUCUACGGCCAGUCUCCCCCGGUCUAUCCCUCACCCAAUAUCAGUGGCCUGGCAACCUGGGCCGAUGCGUUUACCAAAGCCCAGGAUUUGGUAGGACAGAUGACCCUGGAGGAGAAGAUCGACCUGACGAGCGGUAUCUCCGCGAGUAAUGGAUGCAACGGGAACAUCCCCCCAAUCCGACGCCUCAAGUUCCCCGGCCUCUGCUUAAGCGAUGCUGGGAAUGGCCUUCGUUCGACCGACUUUGUUAGCUCCUGGCCAAGCGGGCUUCAUGUUGGUGCUAGCUGGAACAAAGAGCUGGCGGCCAAACGUGGGUUCGGAAUGGGCUCGGAGUUCAAGAAGAAGGGUGUUAACGUCCUGCUGGGUCCCGUCGUUGGGCCCCUUGGACGGGUUGCACUCGGGGGCCGAAACUGGGAAGGUUUCUCCAACGAUCCCUACCUUUCGGGUGCCCUCGUCCAUGAGACAGUCUCGGCCAUACAGGGGGUUGGUGUCAUCACCAGUACGAAGCACUAUAUCGCCAACGAGCAAGAGUCAUACCGCAAUCCCUCCGGCGACAUUCAAGCUUCAUCGUCCAAUAUUGAUGACCGGACCCUUCAUGAAUUGUACUUAUGGCCAUUCCAAGACGCUAUCCAUGCGGGUAGCGGUAACAUCAUGUGUUCGUACAAUCGCGUGAACAACUCUUAUGGAUGUGCCAACAGCAAGACCUUGAAUGGCAUCCUCAAGACGGAACUCGGCUUCCAGGGGUUUGUUGUCACCGACUGGGGUGCUCAGCAUGCCGGUGUUGCCACUGCCCUGGCUGGCCUGGACAUGGCCAUGCCGGUUGGUGGUCCCUUCUGGGGUGCCGAACUAUCCAAGGCUGUGUCCAAUGGCUCCGUUCCCGAGUCCCGCAUCACUGAUAUGGCUACAAGGAUCAUUGCAUCUUGGUACCAAAUGGGCCAAGAUCAAGGUUUUCCAGAGCCAGGUAUUGGCAUGCCCGCCUCCCUCACCAAGCCGCACAAAAUCGUAGAUGCGCGGAACGAAUCGUCUAGAUCCGUUUUAUUCGACGGCGCCGUUGAGGGCCACGUGUUGCUCAAAAAUGAAAAGAAAGCCCUGCCCCUUAAAAAGCCCAACCUGCUCUCCAUAUUCGGCUUUUCAGCCAAGGCGCCCGAUAACAACAACGUGGGCAGCGGCGUAUCGCCAUGGAAUCUCGGGGCCGAAUCGUUCAACUUUGAGGAUUUGCUCUCGGGGUUUAUAGCAGGGGAUGUGAGCGAGCGCCCAGCCAUUGCCUUCAACGGAACGAUCGUCUCCGGAGGCGGUUCUGGGGCUACCUCACAGUCACGGAUCAUCUCUCCCUUUGAUGCAAUAACCCAACAGGCAUACGAGGACGAUACGGCUCUGUUUUGGGACUUUACCAGUGGUGACCCCGAAAUCAAUCCCGCCUCGGAUGCCUGCCUCGUCAUUGUCAACGCCUUCGCUUCAGAAGGCUUUGACCGCCCGAACUUGCAUGAUGACUAUACGGACGGCCUGAUCAAAAACGUGGCUGACAAAUGCAACAACACCGUCGUCGUCUUCCACAACGCUGGCAUCCGGCUCGUCGAUCAGUGGAUCGACCAUCCCAACGUCACGUCGCUGAUAUUCGCACACCUGCCGGGGCAAGAUUCGGGCAAGGCGUUGGUCUCCAUCCUCUACGGCAAGUCCAAUCCCUCGGGCAAGCUGCCCUACACGGUCGCACGCAACGAAUCAGACUACGGCCAACUCGUGGGGCCAGACAUGCCGGAGGACAUCUUCGCCGCCUUCCCACAGAGCAACUAUUCGGAGGGCGUGUUUAUCGACUACCGGCACUUCGACGCCAAAAACAUCACUCCGCGGUUCGAGUUCGGGUUCGGCCUCAGCUACACGACCUUCGAGUACUCCAACCUGUCCGUCACGAAGACGUCCAACGACACGGCGGAAUUCCCCACGGGAGCGACGGUCGAGGGGGGGCCCGCCGACCUGUGGGACGUCAUCGCGCGCGCGACGGCGGACGUGCGCAACACGGGCGCCGUCGGCGGCGCCGAGGUGGCGCAGCUGUACGUCGGGGUGCCGGGCGAGGGGGCGCCGGCGCGGCAGCUGCGCGGGUUCGAGAAGCCCUUCGUCAACGCGUCCGGGACGGCGGCGGUGGGGUUCGCGCUGACGAGGCGCGACCUCAGCGUCUGGGACGUGGUGGCGCAGAAGUGGAGGCUGCGGCGCGGCGAGUACGGCGUGUGGGUCGGGGCGAGUAGCAGGGACUUGAGGCUGGAGGGGAAGCUGGUGAUUUGA
Messenger RNA from Phialemonium atrogriseum, 2397 nucleotides. RefSeq names its product putative beta-glucosidase M. Gene Ontology annotation, biological process: glucan catabolic process. Bases 1 to 2397 code for a protein of 798 amino acids. The record is from RefSeq and is a predicted model, not a curated record. Lineage: Eukaryota; Fungi; Ascomycota; Sordariomycetes; Cephalothecales; Cephalothecaceae. Gene Ontology annotation, molecular function: beta-glucosidase activity. The transcript has 9 exons.